GAAUCCAAUAUAUGAGGCCCAAUCAAAAGGUCCAGCAAGGUCCAAUUUUGAAACUCAGCCCACAUGAUCAUUUUUUGGAGAAACGGACUUGCAGCAGUAGCAAACAUUCUUACCCUGGCGGUGACUGGUUCUGGUGACCGCCCGGCGACAAGAGAAAGCUCCGGAGACAUGACGACGAUACGCAGAUUCUGCUGCAACGACCUUCUCCGUUUUGCUUCCGUCAAUCUUGACCACUUGACGGAAACCUUCAAUAUGUCAUUCUACAUGACCUAUCUAGCGAGGUGGCCUGACUAUUUCCAUGUUGCCGAAGCACCAGGAAACCAUAUCAUGGGUUACAUUAUGGGAAAAGUUGAAGGACAAGGUGAGUCUUGGCAUGGUCAUGUAACUGCAGUAACUGUUGCUCCAGAAUAUCGUAGGCAGCGAUUGGCCAAGAAACUAAUGAACCUGCUGGAAAACAUCAGUGAUAAGAUUGAUAAGGCGUAUUUUGUGGAUCUUUUUGUGAGAGCUUCAAACACACCUGCGAUAAAGAUGUAUGAAAAGCUUGGGUAUGUAAUAUACAGAAGGGUGCUUCGAUAUUACUCAGGGGAGGAAGACGGGUUAGAUAUGAGGAAAGCACUAUCCAGGGACGUUGAAAAGAAGUCAAUCAACCCCCUCAAACAUCCAGUGACACCUGAUGAAUUGGAGUAUGACUAAUGUACGUUCUUUAUAUGGAAUUCCUAGUUCCUACUUCUUUGAUGAUUGAUGCAUCAAUAUCCUCUUGAAAUGCAAAAUGGUGUAUAAGUUUAAACAUGUCAAAUAUAAUGUUAACUAGACAUUUUAAGUAUUGGACAGUUGGUUUUCAAUGCCAGCUUGUCAUUUGUGCAAUCUACAGUUCUGACACUCAUAAUUGUCGUUUUUAAUGUGCUUGACAAACACAAUAUGAAUUGCUUCUCCUCCUUUGUAUUCCUGCCCUGUUCUUUAGAUUUUGUACAAUGAAAAAUCCGCAGGAAG
Molecule: messenger RNA, 990 nt
Organism: Rubroshorea leprosula
Lineage: Eukaryota; Viridiplantae; Streptophyta; Magnoliopsida; Malvales; Dipterocarpaceae
Source: the annotation of a GenBank genome assembly